GACAUACAAGCAAGUCCCCAACAAUGGUUUGUUGUUCCAGUUUUAAUCAUGCUCAGUAUGUGGUUAUUUGGGGCAGGCUUCGUUGGGGCGCUGAUGGUCGCGUGGGCAGCAAGGACGCCCCUACCAGACUGCCCCGGCGUAUCGACGGUGAUUGUCGACGCGCUUUUCACGACCAACCAGAAGCCCCAGCUGUUUCACAACUGGACAAAUGUAUACACGCGAACUCUGGAGCUGCCCCCCUUCACGCCCGUGGCACUCCGCAUCAACCUUUCCCCGAGUCAUAAGCUGGCGCAGGGUGCAGCGACGAUGAACUUCAUGCUACGAAGCAACACGAGUGACUUUGCUGUUCUGGAGCAGCACAUCUGCAGGUGCGACUUCUGCGGUUUGGGCCGGCAGCUGCCCCUGGAGCGGCACUCGGUGCUCAGCGUGUUGGACCUGGGCGGCAACUGCGGACUGGCCGCCACUGUGCUGGCGGCUGUGUACCCCAACGCGCGUGUGGUGACGGUGGAGCCAGGCACCUCCACCUUUCAGCUCCUAGCCGUCAACACCGCCCACAACCGGCGUGAGCUCGACUACGACCAGCGGGCGGGAAUCUGGGAAUUAGGCGUGCUGGGCAUCCAGGCUGUGUACGGCGCGGCCUGGGGCAGCAGCACGCUCAUCACCCUCAACGGCCCCAUAUACGACCACGAGGUCAAGCAGGAAGCCACUGACUGGGCCACGUCUGUGGGCCCCCUGCAGACCGCCGCCGCCUCUGUGUCGGACCUGGUUCCGGCCUGGGCGGUGGACGACCUUCUGGCCAAGUACCACCUGGGGGCUGUGGACGUGCUCAAGGUGGACGUGGAGGGCUCGGAGGCCGUCAUGUUCAGGGACAGCAAGAACGUGCAGUGGCUGAGGCGCGUCAAGUGCCUGGUGAUCGAGUGGCACCACCGCCACCUCAGCGACAGGCAGUAUGAGAAAUUCAAGGCCAUCAUGGACAGGUACGGUCUGAAGCCGCUGGGGCGCUUCGGGGAGCAUGAGGGAUUCUGCAGACCCCAGCCGGCCAGCUUUGGUGGCCGCAGCGGUGGCGGCGGCGGCGGCAUCAGCGGCGGUAGUGGCAGCGGUAGUGGCAGCGGUAGUGGCGAUGCCUCGACCGACCUUUGGGGUGGCGUCUGAGGCGGCCAUGCGCAGCAGGUGGCGGGCCGCCUCAGGCAGGCGGUUUCAGGCGGGGGUGUCCCAAACCCGAGGAGGAUACAUGCGCACCUGCCCCGGAGGCUCGGACCUGGGGACAACUACUGCAUCCGGCCAAGGGACAACUGAAGUGGCCCGUGAUGGUAGAGCUCUGCGUUGCGUGAUUUGGGGAGCCGGGCGGUGUGCAUGUAAGUGCGAAGGUACAGGGCAAGGGGCAAAUGCGCGCGUGGGUGCCGGUGACUCGGUGACUGUUAGCGCUUGCGUAGGAGGGGCUGGCCGCAUGCCGGCAUUCAUGACGUGUGCGGUAUACAUCACAUUCUGAGGGGCACGAACGAUUCGUUCCAGGUGUGUGGUGCAGCAGUGUCGCUGGGUUGCUCCACUGCGCAUUGGACGGCGGAGGUCCCGGCCGCAUCUGAGAAGGCCCCCGGCGGCCCAGCCCAAUCUUAGUUGUUGGCAGAGGCCGCCGCACCAAACUUGAACCCCCGCCAGCCACAACUAAGUUGC
Chlamydomonas reinhardtii is the source of this 1671-nucleotide messenger RNA. RefSeq lists its product as uncharacterized. Bases 49 to 1152 code for a protein of 367 amino acids. The transcript is spliced from 10 exons. NCBI's taxonomy places the organism in Eukaryota, Viridiplantae, Chlorophyta, Chlorophyceae, Chlamydomonadales, Chlamydomonadaceae. The record is from RefSeq and is a predicted model, not a curated record.